GCCGAGCGCGGCUCCGGCUCCGGCUCCGGCUCCGGCCACGCUGCCCUCCGCGGCAGCCACCUGGGGAUCCGAGCGAGCGGAUGUCCUUGCCAAAAGGAACCAUGAGUUGGCAUUUUCCCUUCUUCCUCUUGGCCACCGUGACUUUGCCAUCCGUCUGCUCCCAGUUCAACCCUCUGUCUCUUGAGGAACUAGGCUCCAACAUGGGGAUCCAAGUUUUCAAUCAGAUUGUGAAAUCGCAACCUCACGACAACAUCGUCAUUUCCCCCCACGGGAUUGCAUCAGUGCUGGGGAUGCUGCAGCUCGGGGCAGAUGGCAAGACGAAGAAGCAGCUCACCACAGCCAUGAGAUAUAGUGUGAAUGGAGUUGGUAAAGUGUUAAAGAAGAUCAACAAAGCCAUCGUCUCCAAGAAAAACAAAGAUAUUGUGACCACAGCUAACGCAGUGUUCGUGAAGAGUGGCUUUAAAAUGGAAAUGCCUUUCAUCACGAGGAAUAAAGACGUGUUCCGCUGUGAAGUCCGGAACGUGAACUUCGAGGACCCGGCCUCCGCCUGUGAUUCUGUCAACACGUGGGUGAAAAACGAAACCCGGGGUAUGAUCGACACUCUGCUGUCCCCAGAUCUAAUCGAUGGCGUGCUCACCAGACUGGUUCUUGUCAAUGCUGUGUAUUUUAAGGGUUUAUGGAAAUCACGGUUUCAGCCCGAGAAUACAAAAAAGCGUACGUUCGUGGCCGGCGAUGGGAAAUCCUAUCUGGUGCCGAUGCUGGCCCAGCUGUCUGUCUUCCGGUGCGGUUCUACAAACACCCCCAAUGAUCUAUGGUACAACUUCAUUGAGCUGCCCUACCACGGAGAAAGCAUCAGCAUGCUGAUUGCGCUGCCCACCGAGAGCUCCACCCCACUGUCGGCCAUCAUUCCUCAUAUCAGCACUAAGACCAUAGACAGCUGGAUGAGCAUGAUGGUGCCCAAGAGGGUCCAGGUGAUCCUGCCCAAGUUCACAGCUGUAGCACAAACAGAUUUGAAGGAGCCGCUGAAAGCUCUUGGCAUUACCGAGAUGUUUGAUCCAUCAAAGGCAAAUUUUGCAAAAAUUACAAGGUCAGAAAACCUUCAUGUUUCCCACAUCUUGCAGAAAGCAAAGAUUGAAGUCAGUGAGGACGGAACCAAAGCUUCAGCCGCAACAACUGCAAUUCUAAUUGCAAGAUCAUCACCUCCCUGGUUUAUAGUAGACAGACCUUUUCUGUUUUUCAUUCGACAUAAUCCAACGGGUGCUGUCUUAUUCAUGGGGCAAAUAAACAAACCCUGAAGAGUAUACAAACGAGUCAUUGCAAAGAGCAGACUACUUUGCUAUGAAGAAGACUCCUUUCCUACAUCUUUCAUAGUUCUGUUAAAUAUUUUUGUACAUUACUUUCUUUUUCAAAACUAGUUCUUAGCAACAGACUCAGUGAUGCAAGCAAUUCUGUUCUGGGAGGUAUUAGAAGGGUAAAAGGGCAGACGGAUGGAACACUGUACUGAGAGUGAAUAGAAAGGCUUCGACAUGUCUAGAAGAUUCUUUAAACUACUGAAUGGUUACCUAGGUUAACAAACCCUCCUGAGUGUUUGCUGUCUGUUCAGUUCAGGAUUUUUGUUUUUGUUUCUGUUUAUUUGUGUGGCUUUUCAAAAGAAAUGUAAUCAGUGUGACAGGAAAAAAAUAAGGACAUUUUAUGGUAGCUUUUACUUUUUUAUGGAAAUAAAUAUUUGCCUUUUUAAUUCUCUUUCCCCACCUCCAUCCAAAGUCUUGAUAGCAAGCAUUAUUUUGGGGGUAGAAAUAGCAAAAUCUCUAGCCUCUCUGUGUUUUUGUUGUUGCUGCUGUUGUUGUUUUAUAUAAUGCAUGUAUUCACUAAAAUAAAGUUUUAAAAAACUAAUGUCUUGCCACACAAGAUUUGCUGUUGUGCAGUGUGCCUGUCACUACUGGUCUGUAUUCUUUGGAUCUGCAUUUUUGUAUUUUGUACAAAGUAAAAAUAAAGUGUUAUGGGUAGAAAAAGAA
Molecule: messenger RNA, 2015 nt
Organism: Lepus europaeus (European hare)
Lineage: Eukaryota; Metazoa; Chordata; Mammalia; Lagomorpha; Leporidae
Gene: SERPINE2
Product: serpin family E member 2
Exons: 9
Coding region: 81-1295 (404 amino acids)
Biological process (GO): negative regulation of endopeptidase activity; negative regulation of plasminogen activation
Molecular function (GO): serine-type endopeptidase inhibitor activity
Source: RefSeq, a predicted model, not a curated record